AUGUAUCCUAAUAAUACUAAUAAUAACUAUCAUAACAAUGAUCGUAAUAGAAGACCAAACAACAAUAGCAAUAUGAGUUCAUUAAAAGACGAAAAAGUAAGUCAGGCUUGUAUUGCUGUACUCGAAGAUUUGCUAAAGCAAGAUGAAAAUAAACAAUGUGCUGAUUGUAACACUAAAGCACCAAGAUGGGCAUCGACAAAUCUUGGAAUUUUCAUUUGUAUGAAAUGCUCUGGUAUUCACAGAUCGCUUGGUGUACAUAUCUCAAAGGUCAGAUCAGUGUCACUCGACAAAUGGACACCGGAACUCUUGGAACACAUGAAGAACAUGGGUAACAAGAAAUCGAAUCAGAUCUACGAAGAGUUUCUUCCACCAGGUUUCAGAAAACCAGAUUCAAAUGCUGACUCUUAUACAUUGGAACAGUUCAUUCGUGCUAAAUAUGAGAGAAAGGAAUUCACUAAACCAGAUGGCGCUUCUUCGGGCUAUCGUAAUGCCUCACAGAUGAGAAGAGGUGGCGGUGGAUUCAAUGAGACUACCAAGAGAAAUUACAAUGAGCAAUAUCAGAGAAACAAUAACUCUGCCAAUGAAUUCAAUUCGUUCCACGACAACAACAACAACAACAGUCGUAGAAAUAACAGUGGUUAUGAUAACCAUGACAAUGGAUAUGACAAUGGAAGAAAUGGAUAUGACAGUCAUGGUGGUAGAGGAAAUAAUAAUGGUUAUAACAACAACCAUGGUAACAGUGGUUAUGAUAAUCAUAACAAUGGUAGAGGAAAUAGUGGAUUCGAUAAUAAUAAUAAUAGACAUAAUAAUAACAACAACAAUAGAAACAAUAACAGUAACAACAGUUAUAAUAAUAAUAAUAGAGAUGAUGGAUUUAUUAGAGGUGGUGGUGAUGAUGGAUUCUCAUCAUUCCAAAGCAGCAAUAGCAGUCACAGUAAUAGCAAUAAUAGAGGUGGAGAUGAUGGAUUCUCAUCGUUCCACAGCCACAAUGGUAACAGUAAUGGUAACAAUGGUACCAUUCCAAAACCAAACAACAAUCAUAACAAUGUAUCAAUACCACUACCCAAACCAAAGGCAUCGCUCAUGGACGACCAAUUCGAUGCAUGGCAUUCUGCACCAAAAUCUAAUAAGAGUUUAAUUGAUGAUGACUUUAAUCCAAAUCCAGCACCACCAAAACAAACAUUUAACUUUGAUCCAUUAGCAAGUGGAAAUACAUCAUCAUCAUCAUCAAACAACAAUAACUUUAGCAACAACAACAAUAAUAACUCAUUCGGUGGAAUGAACAAUGGUGGAAUGAUGCCAAACGGUGGAAUGCCAAUGAACGGUGGAAUGAACGGCGGAAUGAUGAACAAUGGUAUGAUGCCAAAUGGUGGAAUGCCAAUGAAUGGUGGAAUGAUGCCAAAUGGUGGUAUGAUGAAUAACGGAAUGAACGGUGGUGGUAUGAUGUCAAAUGGUGGAAUGAUGAACAAUGGAAUGAUGCCAAACGGUGGAAUGAACAGAAUGCCAAUGAACGGUGGUAUGAUGCCAAAUGGUGGAAUGAUGCCAAACGGUGGUAUGAUGAACGGUGGUAUGAUGCCAAAUGGUGGAAUGAUGAACAACGGAAUGAUGCCAAACGGUGGAAUGCCAAUGAUGGGUGGUAUGAACGGUGGAAUGAUGCCAAACGGUGGUAUGAUGAACGGUGGAGCUGGUAUGCCAAUGAAUAACAAUACAUUCAAUGCCUUCUUGCCACCUCCAGGAGGACACCAACCAAAUCUCAUGGGAGGUGGUGGUGCCAACGCAUUCUCAAUGAACAGUGGCGCCGUUGGUGGUAUGAAUAACAACUCUGCAUCCAAGACACCGAGCCAGUUUGCUUCGUUAGAUUCCAAGAUGUUCGGUGGUGGUGGUGGUGCAGGAAACAAGUCAUCGCCAGCUCCAGCAGCACCAAUCGCCAACAACAACUCUGGAUUCUCCAACAACUUUGCCAACACACCAAUUUCACCAAUGAACAACAAUAACAUGAACAAUUUUGCCAACAAACCUAUCAACACCCAAAACAACAACAGUAACAACUUUGACCUACUAUUCUAG
Messenger RNA from Heterostelium album PN500, 2067 nucleotides. RefSeq names its product ADP-ribosylation factor GTPase-activating protein. The record is from RefSeq and is a predicted model, not a curated record. Gene Ontology annotation, molecular function: GTPase activator activity. The transcript has 4 exons. Bases 1 to 2067 code for a protein of 688 amino acids. NCBI's taxonomy places the organism in Eukaryota, Evosea, Eumycetozoa, Acytosteliales, Acytosteliaceae.